CAGGAGGGUGUGCUGAAGGGAGGAGGAGUGUGGAAAAAACUGAGGCAAGGAGAACAGGGGAGAAGGAGAGAAAGGGAGCGCCUGGGCAGCACUGCAACAGCUGCAGCCGCAGCAGCCUGUCGGAAGGACGGAGGGAAAGGAGGCAGAGGGAAGAAAGAGAAGCCUGCAGGAUUGCCUUGAAGGAAACAUAUUUUUUUUUUUGCAUAGGAAGAAGGGUUUGUGUAAGGAAGCCUUAUUUCUCCCCACUCAUGCUUUUCUAUAUGGUCUCAUGCAGGGGGCAUGCUCGGAAAUAGUGUGAAAGGCAGAGAAGGAGACUUGAAAAUGGAAAGGACGGAUAGCACAAAGGCAUACGGCCAAGCAGAUGGCAAAGGAGUUGGUAUGGCAGCGAAGAGGGCCAAGUCUGGAGUGCCCCAGAGCACGCAGCGGGGUGAGCUGAAGGUUUACCGGGUGGGUAGCUCCGAGGGCAGGAUACCGGUGCCCUCCAACCUCCGCAAGCAGAGGUCUAUGACAAACCUGGCUGUGCUGACCGACGCCGAGAAGAAGUUGCAUCUAUAUGAGCCAAAGUGGUGCGAUGACAUGGCCAAACCUGGAGCAGGGCAGACGAAGAUGGGCAAGCCAAAGACAGCAGGAGGUGGCCCCGGUGCCGGAGGGGUUUCCCCUCUCUCUCGAAACCUAUCCAAGUCGGAACAUUCGCUGUUCCAGGGCAAACCCAAGCCCUUCAGCCCUCUGGCUGCUCCCUCUGCCCUGAGCAAGCAGAGCCGCAUACCUCGUGGUCCUUAUGCCGAGGUGAAGCCCCUGAGCAAAGCACCUGAGGAUGGAAAGUCAGAUGACGAGAUCCUCUCCAGCAAAGCAAAGGCCAACGCUAAGAAACAGGGAGCUGGAGCCGGAGGGGAGUCCGGUUCCAAAGGCCAGGGGGAGGAAGGGGGAGACAAAGCCUUCCUGAAGGUGGACCCAGAGCUGGUGGUGACAGUGCUGGGUGACCUGGAACAGCUGCUCUUCAGUCAAAUGUUAGACCCCGAGUCUCAGAGGAAACGGACGGUGCAGAAUGUCCUCGACCUUCGCCAGAAUUUGGAGGACACCAUGUCGAGCCUGCGGGGGUCCCAGCUCAGCCACAGCUGCCUGGAAAGCAGUAACGUUGGAUAUGACAGUGACGAGACCAACGCCCGCAGCAUGUCCAGCAUGUCCAACCGCUCGUCCCCCAUCUCCUGGCGCCACGGCCAGUCCAGCCCCCGGCUCCAGGCGGGCGACGCCCCGUCCGCCACAGGUGGAGGAUACCAGGGGAGUAAGGCCGCCUCCCAGUACACGGCCCACACGAUGCCAGCUCGCACCCCGGGCCGCCUCAGCAGCGCCUCACGCAUCGAGCUCAUCGAGAGCCUGGACGACGCCGACCUUAAGUCCGGUUAUCUGAGCGACAGUGACCUUCUGGGGAAGAGCCUGCCGGAUGACGAUGACGACAACCUGGCUAACGGCUGGGACGAGAGCAGCUCCAUAAGCAGCGGCCUCAGCGACGGCGAUGGUUCUGACAACCUCAGUUCAGAGGAGUUCAACGCCAGCUCCUCUCUCAACUCCCUCCCGACCACGCCCCUGGGCUCCAGACGCAACUCCUCUGUCAUGCUCCGCACUGAUGCAGAGAAGCGCUCCAUGGUGGAAAGCGGACUGUCUUGGUACAGCGAGGAUGGGAAAGUCAUCCACAAGCUGGAUACCUGCAGCUAUGAAACGGGGAGUCUCAAGACAGAGGCCCCGAGCAAGUGGAGGAAGAAGCCUCCAAGCCUCAGUGAAGAUCCAGGGAGCAGAGGGGAACUGAAGAAGCCGCAGAGUCUGGGUCAACCAGGGAGUUUCAGGAAGGGUCGUAAUCCCCCUGUGGGCGUCACCUCCCCCAUCACCCACACAUCUCAGAGCAUGCUCAAAGUCGCAGCACCUAAAAGUGAGAGGCCACUCGACAAAUCCAAGAUGUCCAUCAAAACUGCUGGUCUGCAACGGUCUCGCUCCGACGCUGGCCGGGAUCAUCUUGGAGAGCACCGCAAGCCUCCAUCAGGUUUAGUCAAACCCUCUGCUGGCGCCUCCUUUGGGUAUAAGAAGCCACCAAUAGCCACCGGCACCGCCACUGUUAUGACAGCAGGGGGCACCGCCAUCUCCAGUGGCUCCGCUACCGUUGGGAAAAUCCCCAAGUCCUCCUGCAUCCCCAUGAAGCCCGUGGGAGGAGGGAUACCAACAGGUCGGAAGAACAGUUUUGAUGCGAGCAGCGAGCAGAGCUUCCCGGGGCCCAUUGCCCGAAACAGCCUUCAAUACCGCAGCCUGCCUCGCCCGGCCAAAUCCAGCACGUUCAGUGUGAUUGGUCGCCCGUCAGGUCGGCCUGUCAGCGGCACCAUUGACCCCGGCCUGUUGAGUUUGAAGCCUGUGCCCAUGGCCUCCGCGGGCCCCAGGGUCAAAGAGAUGAGUAGCUGCGGCAGUAAGAUGUCGACUCGAACCAGCACAGGCCCGGUGAACCAGACAGACCGGGAGAAGGAGAAGGAGAGGGCCAAGGCGAAGGCGGUGGGCGCUGACAUGGACUGCGGCUCCCUGAAGGGUGACGACACUCGGUCUGGGACUUCAGGGGAGUCCACUGUCAAACUGCACGGCCUGAGACGGACCAGCAGCGGCAGAUACCCUGAGCUGUCAUCACCCACCACACCAAGAAUGCUGCACACGAAAACUCUGGGUCGCCCCCCCAGCCUGGCUCACCUGGACAAGGUUAACUCGAACAGUCUUGACUCCUGCAUGACCAUUCAUGACCUCCCCCCCAAAGUCCCCCCGUACUCCAAGCUUCAGGACCUGGCUGGUUGCCACACCGCCGGCCGCCUCACCCCGAGCCCAGCGCCCAUCCUCCACAUCGAUUCCCCCAGCUCCUACACCAGUGACAGCCUGAGCCGGAGCGGAUCCCCACUGCUCUAUCCCAAGCUGAUGCACCGCAGCAUGGAGUCCCUGCCCCUGACGAUGAGCGUCCCCUGCAGCUCGAGGUUUCUCACUGCUGAGAGGCAUGAGAAGCAGGAGAGGACCACGGGGACCUGGGGGGCCGGGAGCAGAACGUCCCUCAACCUCACUGAUAGCUUGCAAGCAGACAGGAACACCUUGCCGAAGAAAGGCUUAGAACGCUACGGCUCAAGCCUGUCGGACAGUGAUGGAAGCAAACCGGGCAGGCGCCACUCCCACACCAUAGCUGGCAUGACGGAGAGCGACAGCCCCCCCCAGCUGCCCUCUCCCACCCGCUUGCUCCACCCCUCAUCCGGCAAGGCUCCUCUCACCAACGUGGUUGCCCCGAUUUCCAGCGGCUCUCCGAGGAUCUCGCGCUCGAACAGCAUCGGCCCCCCCGGUGACUCAGCCUGUGAUCUGUUCGGAACCUCCCCCCUGGGCAGCAGUCUGUCGCUGGCUGACCGGCCAAAAAGCAUGAUGCGGUCGGGGUCUUUCCGUGAACCGGGGGACGAUGUACAUGGCUCUGUACUGUCUUUGGCAUCCAAUGCUUCAUCCACCUAUUCCUCGAAUGAGGAGAGGAUACAAGGGGAGCAAAUCCGGAAGCUGAGGCGCGAGCUGGAGUCCUCCCAGGAAAAGGUUGCCAACUUGACAAUGCAGCUCUCUGCCAACGCCAAUCUGGUGGCAGCAUUCGAGCAGAGCCUGGCGCUGAUGACGGCGCGCCUCGAGACCCUGUCGGUCUCCUCGGACCAAAAGGACUCGGAGCUCACCGAGCUAAAGGAGACCAUCGACAUUCUGAAGACUCAAAACUCAGAGGCCCAAGAAAUCAUUCACGGGGCUCUCAGUGAUGCAGACAUCACGCCCAAAGAGCUGGUGAUCAAUCGGCAGAACUCGUCGGAGAGCAUCUCCAGCCUGGCCAGCACCACCAGCCACUCCAGCAUGGGGAGUCUGAAAGAGCAGGAGGCCAAGAAGAAGAAGAAGAAGAGCUGGUUGCGCAGCUCCUUGAACAAGGCCUUCAGUAAGAAGGGUUCCAAGCCGUCGGGGCCGUACGCCGACAUCGAGGAGAUCGCCACCCCAGAAUCCUCUGCACCUUCCUCCCCUAAGGUCCACCAUAUCAGUGACGAUCCCUCAGCCACCAUAAGAUCCUCGACCUCUGCAGCAUCAUCCGGACUGUGUGAAGGAGGCGAUGAGGAGGUGGAUGACAAGGUCGUGACAGGGCUGCGUACAGAGCUGUGGCAGAAGGAGCUAAAGCUGACAGACAUCCGCCUGGAAGCUCUGAGCUCUGCUCAUCAGCUGGAGCAGCUGCAGGAGGCCAUGAACGGCAUGCAGAAGACAGUGGAGAACCUGAAGGCUGAGAACGACCACCUGAAGACGGGUACUUUGUCCCCCUGUCCGUCCCCCGGACCCUCCAGCUCCGUGUCCCAGUCCUCAGGUCUCGCCACGUUCGAAGGUUCCUCGCCGCGACAGUCGGUGGCCUUGCAAAUGCCAAAAAGCUUCAGCAGAGGGCUGAGUGAAGGGAGCUCAGACGUCCACGCUGCAGAGUCCCUCAGUCUUUCCUCACAGAGGGACGAUCACCGUGUCCGGGUGGUGGUUUGUGUCGCGGACCUGCACGUCUUCAAAGAUGAGGUGAAACAACAGGAUUUCUUCGCGGGCACCGUCCGGGUGAACGGCAGGAUGGACUGGACCAUGCUGGACUCGGCCGUCAGUCAGGCUUUCAAGGUGUACAUAACCAAAGUUGAUCCCACCUCCAGCCUGGGCCUCUCCACCGACUCCAUUUACAGCUACAGCAUGGGCCACAUCAAGAGGGUGCUCGGAGGAGACGCCCCUGAAACGCAACCCUCUCGCUGCAUGUCCCGAGCCCCCAGCAGCAUCACCGUGUCUCUGAAAGGUCUAAAGGAGAAGUGUGUGGACAGCCUGGUAUUUGAAACGCUCAUUCCCAAACCAAUGAUGCAGCACUACAUCAGUCUGCUGCUCAAACACCGCCGCCUCAUCCUGUCCGGGCCCAGCGGGACGGGCAAGUCCUACCUCGCCUCCCGGCUGGCCGAGUACCUGGUGGACCGCAGCGCCCGCGAAGUCACCAGUGGCAUCGUGGUCACUUUCAACAUGCACCGCCAGUCGUGCAAGGAUCUGCAGCUGUAUCUUUCCAACCUGGCCAAUCAGAUUGAUCGCGAAACCAGCACCUCAGACAUUCCGCUGGUGAUCAUUCUGGACGAUGUUCACAAUCCUGCCUCCAUCAGCGAACUGGUCAACGGUGCUCUCACCUGCAAAUAUCACAAAUGUCCAUACAUUAUUGGAACAAGUAACCAGCCAGUGAAGAUGAUUGCGAACCAUGGACUUCACCUCAGCUUCAGGAUGGUGACCUUCUCCAACAACGUGGAACCAGCCAACGGCUUCCUGGUGCGAUACUUGCACAGGAAGAUGAUGGAGUCGGAGAACGAGAGGAACCUGACCAACGAGGACCUGAUCAAGGUGUUGGACUGGGUCCCCAAACUCUGGUACCACCUGCACGCCUUCCUGGAGAAGCACAGCACAUCAGACUUCCUCAUUGGUCCGUGUUUUUUCCUGUCAUGUCCGGUCACGCUGGAUGAGUUUCGAUCGUGGUUUAUUGAUCUUUGGAACCACUCUAUUAUCCCGUACCUGCAGGAGGGGGCCAAGGACGGCAUCAAGGUGCACGGCCAGAAGGCGGUGUGGGAGGACCCGGUGGAGUGGGUGAGGGGCACUCUGCCUUGGCCGUCUGCCCAGCAGGACCAGGCCAAGCUGUUCCACCUUCCUCCCCCCAGCAUCGGCUCCAGCAGCCCCGGUCAGCCCUGCGAGGAGAGGCCCCACAAGGAGACUCCGCCCAGCUCCAUGGAAUCCGAUCCGCUGAUGGCUAUGCUUUUGAAACUUCAAGAGGCUGCCAAUUACAUUGAAUCCCCAGACAGAGAAGAUCCUAGUCUGCCUAAACUUUGAACACAGAGCCCCACAUCACACACUCAGCACUUCGGAUCUUAUUUUUCUGUACGCUGCACGGACACAGUGCACAUUCAGGAACGUGUGAACCCUCGGAAAGUGGUUGUCCGGGCGGGGG
Molecule: messenger RNA, 6013 nt
Organism: Pleuronectes platessa (European plaice)
Lineage: Eukaryota; Metazoa; Chordata; Actinopteri; Pleuronectiformes; Pleuronectidae
Gene: nav1b
Product: neuron navigator 1b
Exons: 29
Coding region: 280-5895 (1871 amino acids)
Biological process (GO): microtubule bundle formation; neuron migration; nervous system development
Cellular component (GO): microtubule cytoskeleton; axon initial segment
Molecular function (GO): ATP hydrolysis activity
Source: RefSeq, a predicted model, not a curated record